GAUGGAUUUUGGGAUACAAGAGUGGGUUAAGAAAUUUCACUAUUUCAUAGGAGUAAGUUAUUCCUAGAUUAUGUGGGAUAAAUAAGUUAGGAGGAGAAAAAUAAAGUAUUUAUGAUGUAUCGUUUUUUCUGAAAUGCCAAUUCUGCUCUUGCAAAUUUUUCUAUACGCUCAAAUGAUUAUUUGACCGAAAAGAGAUGGAAUAAGCGGGUUAAAUAACUUUUAUUCCUCCAUAUUUUGCUUCCAAACGAGCAUCCUACUUUGUCCAUCUGGUAAAACUUCUGGAUCCGGAUUCCACCUUACUACAUUCAUGAUAAAAUUUAACUCCAAUAUACGAUACCAAUACUAGUUCUGAGAAAGAAGCCAAGUCAAAGAAGCAAACAUGGCAAAGAGUCUCGUGUGCGAUACAGUAGUCCCCUGCUUGUACUUCACAGCCGCCUUCAAGCCCAUGACCUCCCCCACAGACCACAUUAGAUAUCGACACCACCCUCCUCACAUCCACCUCUAUAUAACGUCCCUCCGUUCUGUCACUCUUUUUCACUCUUGUAGUAUUUAUAGAUACAAAAACAUUAGAGAAGAAGCUAUUAACAAUGGUGGCGGCGUCUCUAAGCUCCGUGCAUGGCGAUCACUUUAGGUCACUUGCCAUCCCAGUCAUCGACCUCUCCUGUCAUCGGGCCCUCGUGUCCGAGCUCAUCGUGAGGGCCUGCGAGGAGUUCGGUUUCUUUAGAGUGAUCAGCCAUGGAGUGCCUCACGACGUCGUCUCGCAGAUGGAGGCCGCUGCAUCAGAAUUCUUCUCGCUACCCGUUGCCGAGAAGCAACGAGCCGGUCCUCCGAAUCCUCUUGGAUAUGGGAGCAAGGCCAUCGGACGGAAUGGAGACUUCGGGGAGGUGGAGUACCUCCUCCUCCACACCAACCCUUCCUCCAUCUCCCAACAAGCUGGUAUGAUAUCAAGGAAGAGUCCAACCGAUUUCAGCUGUGUGGUGAAUGAGUACGUAGAGACUAUGCAAAAGCUGGCAUGCAAGAUACUGGAGCUACUGGCAGAAGGGCUGGGGCUUGGAGACUGUGGGGUAUUUAGCAGGCUGAUAAGAGAGCGAGAGAAUGACUCGUUGCUAAGGCUGAAUCACUACCCGCCAUGCCAUAACAAGGAGGACAUGAUGAGUGAUAGGAUUGGAUUUGGCGAGCACUCAGACCCUCAGAUCAUCACUCUCCUCCGAUCCAACGACGUGGGAGGACUCCAGAUACUCUCUCCCUCAUCCUUGGAUGGUGCAGUUUGGGUCCCGGUGCCGCCUGACCCUAACACGUUCCAUAUCAUGGUCGGCGAUCUGCUUCAGGCUAUGACAAAUGGAAGACUGGUUAGUGUGAGACACAGGGCCAUGGUUGACUCCUACAGCUCAAGGCUCUCCAUGGCUUACUUUGGUGCGCCUCCCCUCCAUGAAUGGAUCUCCCCUCUCCCAGAGAUGAUCACACCCCAAAUGCCUCGCUGCUACAAAUCCUUUACUUGGGCUGAGUACAAGAAAGCCAUGUACUCACUUAGGCUCGGGCACAAUCGCCUUGAUCUCUUCCGUGCAGAUGCAAUAGAAGAACAUCCUGGGCUGGUAAAAUAAUAGCAGAGGUUUCCAGGAUGACAUUUUGUAUGAGACUAUGUUCUAACGAGGAGGGGGUCCGUUUUUUUGAAGUACUCCCCCAGAUUUUGUUCAUGUUCGUCUAAAUCAUCAGGGCUAUUUCGAGGAGGGAAGAGCAUGCCUUGACAGGAUUAUCUAUCAAGAUUUAGCAUGUUGUAUGUUUUCUAGACUGGGUAAACUUUUUUUCCUCCAUAUUCUGCAACAAUCAGAAUAAUUUGGUACAUGAAUCAUCAUGGUGUCGGUCAAAUUUCAAAAGUUAGGGAGAAAAGGUGUCUCGCCCAAGAUUGCAUCCUUUCCCUUCUCUAUGUAAUCAAUUUUUCCACUAUUUCAAAGAAAAGUUAGUGUAACCAGAGAUAUAGCAUAGCAUGUAGUUGUAAUUGUUGAGCAGAAGAAAGUCUAAAUGUAGGAGAUGGACAUGGUAUAUGUCUCAUAAGGGAGUUCAAAAAUGAAGCAACUAUUGAGGAAUUAUAUUGAUGUAGUUAAAUGAAAGAUGAAAAAGAAAGAUAAUGAAAAUACAGAGAGUAACAUGCACCAAAUGUGCUACCAAAAAAACUGGAUGUGACCUCUAUAUGAUUUUAACAAAUUGCCUAGCGUUUCAUAAAAAUUCAGCAUGCAGGAUAUAAGCCUGUAUCAAUCUUGUAAUUUAUAAGCUAAAACAACACAAAUGAAAUAUCCUCAAAAAACCGAGCAAAAGUGCCAAUAUAGAUGGAAUUCAGGCAUCAGGGAAGCAUAUGCUAACCAAAACAAACAUUGCUUAAAUAGUGGAUUAACAACCACUGGCCUGUUAAAAGAAAAUCAUACUAUGACCAACCGAUUUUUCAGCACUUAAACAAUAAGCAAACAGGACUCUUGCAUGCAAUCCAAAGCAUUUCCACAUGAUUUACCGAAAAAUUAUUGCAAGAAUCACCCACCUACCUCAUAAUCAAUAAUAAACUUGUGAAGCACUACUGGACAUAGGUACAGUGGAAAGAGUAUGCACCUGUGUCUUUCUUGCAAAUGGCUUGUAUCCUCUUGUUCUUGAGAGCUCUGAUGAAGAGAGAAAAUGAUGGUACCACUGCAGCAUCGGAGGGGUUUAGUGAGCUCAACCAUCGUUCUGCUCAGCGACAUGCAACAAAGAGGCAAACUGGAGCACCAAAAUGCCUACAACAGAGAGCUGCUACAUUGACAGCAGCCACAGCAACGGCAACAACAAUGAUUGGAAAUGGGUGACAACUGAAUGCUUCAUAUAGCCUUAGAGGUCUCAUGCAUGA
Molecule: messenger RNA, 2869 nt
Organism: Phoenix dactylifera (date palm)
Lineage: Eukaryota; Viridiplantae; Streptophyta; Magnoliopsida; Arecales; Arecaceae
Product: gibberellin 2-beta-dioxygenase 2-like
Source: RefSeq, a predicted model, not a curated record